Molecule: messenger RNA, 633 nt
Organism: Dermacentor albipictus
Lineage: Eukaryota; Metazoa; Arthropoda; Arachnida; Ixodida; Ixodidae
Source: RefSeq, a predicted model, not a curated record
AUGAACCGGCGAUGGACCGCCAUGUUUCGAACGUAUGGGCUCCUAUGGAAGCUUCGCUACCAGGCAUUUGAUAACAUCGCACACUCGUCCAUCCUGAAGGCAAUCACAGACCUUGGGCUUGGGCGUUGGUUCCAUGACUUUGCCCGCUCCUUCCUUACCCGCCGCAAGGCCGUCCUACGCGCAGGGGACCUUGUGUCGGAAGCAGCCGAGCUCGUACAGCGGGGCACCCCUCAGGGAUCAGUCCUCUCGCCGAAGCUUUUCAAUCUCGUGAUGAUCGGGCUCUCCGAACGACUGUCGAAGAUCAACAGGCUAAACCACACCAUUUACGUGGACGACAUAACCAUCUGGUGCUCCGCAGAGUUGGAUGGCUUCAUCGAAUCCGUCCUGCAGGAGGCCGUCGAAACCGCUGAGUCCUACCUCGAACACACUGGUCUCAAGUGCUCCCCCACCAAGUCGGAACUGUUACCGUACUUGCCCAAACGUCGGGGUGCCAAGCCCAGAGGGUGGAAACCCCCAGCUGAACGCAACAUCACCCUCCGUAGCAGGGCCGGCCGUAACGUCUCCAAGGUACCCUCCAUCAGGGCCCUGGCCUUGAUCAUCAAGUUUCUAGGAACAAUAACACCCAAAUGGUGA